This is a messenger RNA of Stegodyphus dumicola, 797 nucleotides long. RefSeq lists its product as uncharacterized. The record is from RefSeq and is a predicted model, not a curated record. Lineage: Eukaryota; Metazoa; Arthropoda; Arachnida; Araneae; Eresidae.
GGACAAGAAACUGCGUGUUAACAUUGCCGACGAAAGCAAAGAUCCGCCAUCUCUUCUGUCCAGUGUGAAAUAUGAAUGAAUAUUGAUUCAAAUUUCUGUAAAUUGUUCAAUAAAUAUUUUGGAAAGGAUUAUAACUUAGAUUGUGGCCGCAGUAUUAUUAAAACCAACGAAUGGACUCAUGCGAAUAGAAAAUUCGAUUUAAAGACACACAGCUUUAAACAUCAAGAAAUAUUUCUUCCUGCGCCAUUUUGCUUUCAUGAGAAGAACCGAAAUCCUGUAGAUUUAAUGCUGAAAACGCCACCACAAGUGCACAAGACAACGGCUUUACGCAAUCCAGAAUUUUCUGAAGAGAUGUGUGAUAAAGAAUCUUCAGUGCCUGAAGCAAGUAGCAGAACUAUCCGAGGUUUUCUACUGAGCAAUUCGUCAAAGAAAGACUCUAAUUUUGACAAAAAUUCUGAACUCAGUUCGAAGGUAAACGAUGAAAAGCAAUUAGAUAAUGAGUUUAUUUUUCGGGAGAGAAAGGAAAAUACUUUGAAUCAUAAUUUUGAGGCUCUUGUUUGGUGGGACGCCAGUGACGAGAAUGAUAAAAAAGCUGAAAAUGAAUCUUCCGAAGAAAGAAAACCUUCAAUUGACUUUCAAACUUGCAAUCCAACUAUUUGGUCUUUUUAUAAAAAACUUUUAACAUCUAAGUGGCAGAAAUAAAAAAGGCUUAUAUUGUGUAAUAAUGUAUAUGUCUAUGUUAACAUUCCUUUUAUACUAUGUAUACAGGUUUAUAUAAAAUGCAGUUUUUACAUAGA